AAUAAUUCAAUGAGUUCUCGGGGAACUGAACUGCCACAACGCCACGUAGGCUUCGCAGACGACGACGAAAAAUUCGGAUUGUUUUGAAUCUGGUAAAAUUGUUUACAGCUAAUGUUAGAAAAAUGGAUCUUUCUGCCUUUGCUAAAGAACAAUUUUGUGCGAAAGAUUGGGUAAAUAACGCGUUCCGACAAUCGGAAGCCCAGUCUCACGAAAGCUUCGCAUCCUCGAUUGUCAUGAAACUGCAGCUUGCUAUAUUCGAAAUCAAUAGCAGUCUUGAAAAUACAAGCACCGCAGUUCUUUCCAGUCUUCCUCGACUUCUUAGGGACAUAGAACUUCUACAAAAUGAAGUGGUACACUUUCAAAGGAAGCUCGCAACAGUUGAGCAUGAAGUUGCCAAGGUUGAAAAUGAAACUACCCACUCACUUGAGUACAUAGUAAAACUUGAUGCUGUAAAAAGCAAGCUAAAAGCUACUUCUAAAGCUCUACAAGAAGCAGAUAACUGGACUACACUUAUGGCGGAUAUUGAAGAGUUAUUUGAGUCUAAUGACUUGAUGGCUUUAUCACUACGCCUUAGUAGCCUUAUGCAAAGCUUGGAUCUUCUUAAUCAUGUAAGUGAUUAUGGUGAAAGAAUGAUGCAACUUGAUGGACUGCGCAAUCGUCUCGAAGCGUUAGCAUCACCCUCGGUGGUGUCGGCAAUCUCUGCAGGAGAUGCUGUCAAAACUGCUGUCAUGGUGCAGGUGUUCAGCAAUAUGGACAGAUUGGAUCAGCUUUUGCAUUAUUAUACCAAGUGUCGACGGGGUGUUAUUCUGCACGAAUGGAAAGAACUGUGCGAAUUAGAUGACUUGAAUAUAGUUGAAGUGAUCAGUCGCUUUCAUGAACUAUUACUUGCAGAUCUGCAAGAGCAGACCGCAUGGUACCGAGGGGUCUUUAACCAAUAUCCAACUACCAUAAGUCGCGUCAUUUUGCCCAUUUACUCGCAAGCCAUGUCGGCCCUAGAUCCUAAUCCACUGAGCAGUCUGGAAUCGUUGAUUAAAAAACCGGCAGCUGCAGAGGCUUUAUUCAUGUUGCAACAAAUCAAGUCGUCUGCUGACAGACUCCUUCAAGGGGUAGAAGCUCAUUUUAAAGAUAUUGGCCCCAUCGAGGACGAAGUCUUCCGCCAGUUUAGCGACUCACUUUAUCAGCCAUUUCGACUUAUUAUUUCCAACAAGUAUAAAGCUUUAUGUCUCCAACACUUGCUCGAACAAUUCCCGGAACCUAUCGACGAUAGUACGGAGAUAACAGAAAGCAUUCAGACUUUACGACAAAGCCAUUCAAAAAUCAACAGUCUUGUGGAGUCUACACUUCAAAACUGUGUUGCACUUACACACGGAUACGGUUUGGAGCUGUUAAUCGAGGCUUGGAAUAGGUUUUUGGCCCACCAUUUGCAGCACUACAAAAGCCUACUUGACAAACUAAAGAACCUUAUGGAUCAUUCGGGGGAAGAUUCUUUACAUACCGCGCUUUCGUUACUCCAAACGUUAGGCGAACUUCUGCUGGCACUGGAAGAAAAUGAUUCCAUGUUUUCAGAUAUUGUGAAAACCUGUGGGAAGAAGCUUAGUCAAGACGGAGCUCCUCUCAGCUGCUGUAAAACUUUCUAUCUUGAACCCCAACCGCUCCAGCGACUUGAAACCCUCUUCAAACAGUGCAAGCAGAACGAAAGGUUCUGCUAUUUAAGUCCAACGAUAGCGGUAGCGUUGGAGCUUAAUUCAAAUAUUCAGUACAGUAUUAAGGUCACGUUGAUGAGUCCUAUCCACCAACAAAUUAACCAAUUGGGCAGCCGGGAAUGGGCUGACAUAAUCAGCGGUAGUGGUCUGACCGAAGAUUUGCCAGAAUUUGGACUAGCACCUAUGGAAUACAUAACGCAAAUUGGUCAAUAUCUAAUGAUGCUGCCACAGCACCUCGAGCCCUUUGUUCUGCAAGAGAACAGAGGGCUUACACGAGCGCUAUCGGAGCAUUCCUUCGCUCAUGGACAACCACCUGGCACAGGCCAUCCUGAGACAGGCCAGCAUCAGUCAAGUGCUACAGACUUCCUUCUAGGUUGUGUUGCCACGGCUUGUGCCAGUGCGUUGAGCGAUGCCAUUCUUCGCAUUGAGAGUGUAGGGCCUAAAGGUGCUAAGCAAUUGGCCGCUGAUAUCGAUUAUUUGGGAAAUAUUUUCGAAGAUUUAGGGUUGGUAUUGCCUGCUUCUCUAAUGGAACUUGCUGAACUGUUUCGGGCCGCGGCUGCAUCCAUUUUGUUGUCUGAUGUGGCAAGCUUCAAAUCCGCAAUAUGUGGGAAAGACCAUCGACUCGUUGCUGCUGUAAGAUCAAUCACCAACCUACCAUCGAGCGACUAGAGGUGUCAGCUGGUCUCGCCUAGUAUUACCAUUGCAUUUUUUCGGUAACGUGAUUCUUGUGACGUAUUUGCAUAAACCUUUAGGAAUGUUUAUCGUUAAGGAAAUUAAUUUUGUUCUGCAAUAUACGGGAAAUAUGAGGAUAAAGUAUUCAUUAAACUUAUAAUAAAUCUUUGCUUUUCCCACA
This is a messenger RNA of Daphnia carinata, 2556 nucleotides long. It is a transcript of the gene Cog7, whose product is annotated as conserved oligomeric Golgi complex subunit 7-like. Gene Ontology annotation, cellular component: COG complex. The transcript has 7 exons. NCBI's taxonomy places the organism in Eukaryota, Metazoa, Arthropoda, Branchiopoda, Diplostraca, Daphniidae. The coding region runs from base 123 to 2372 and encodes 749 amino acids. Gene Ontology annotation, biological process: Golgi organization; intracellular protein transport; retrograde vesicle-mediated transport, Golgi to endoplasmic reticulum. The record is from RefSeq and is a predicted model, not a curated record.